AUGAACGCUGCUGCCACCCGAAAUGCACCACCGCUGUCUCCAGUCUCAAUAGGCGGUAACGAACCAUCUUGGAAUUCCGGCUACUCACCUCCUCGCGGCGUCGACGAUAACAAGGAUGGUCCGUACCCUAACGCUCGCGGAAACCCUUUCUCACCACCAAUAUCGGGCGGCUCCAUCGGCGCCAUGAACGGCUUUCCUCCGGGCCCGAGGAGCACCGGUGGUCCCUCGCCGCCUCCCUCAGUAGGCCGCUCCAGCCAGGGCACCAACAUCUACGCAAGGAGCGAAAGCGGUCGCAGCGUUCGGGCUCCCGAAGAUAGCGACCUCGUCCUGACAGAGCACUACAAUGUUCUCAAAAGAUUCCUCGGCUCGACGUCUCAGAACGGCCAGCCUCCACCUCCGAACAAGGCCCGCGACAAACUGCAGCGCCUGACCACGGUGCAGUUUCUCGAACUGAGCACCGACGUCUACGACGAGCUCAAUCGCCGUUUCCCACCGCAGAACUCCGAACCUCCCCCCAAAUAUCUUCUUCCCCGAGACAACUUUCACCCAAAACGAAAUCAGGCCCGCCAGAAGCUGUCGUCGCUGCCGGCACCCCGUUUCAGGGACUUGGCCACCGAUGUCUUUUGCGAGCUCGAGCGCAGGAUACCCCGAGUCGCCGGCGGCGACAUUCCAAGAGUCAACAGCCCGGCCUCGAUGCGCAUGUCGAGUCGGUCGCAAACUCCUGUCAAUGGAAUGAACGGAUACCCACCGAGAAAUCCAAGUCGUGCGAGAAGACCAUCGGAGGCCAGUUCAGUACGUAGCACUGCCCUCGCCUCGGCGUACGGGAUCCCCCCGUCCCCUGGGCUGCCACCACCCGGGGCAUAUGACCGACCGAUGGCAAAGCAGUCGCAAAGCAACACAAUUGUGCCGGUCAAGAGCACCAUGGUGGAAGAGGAUGACGACUCGCCGCUUAGUCCAACAAGUCCCGAGAACGGAGAUGCUUAUGGAAUGGAUGGGCAGGCCAGAAGGAUGAAUAACGAACGCAGUAGCGCAACAUCCGAGGCCGACCGAAGACAGCUUGACGAUUACGAAAAGCAGGUCCGCGACCUGCAAGCAAAAGUAGACCUGUUAGAGAACGACCUCAAGAAGAAGGAAGAUGAGCUGGAGGCUGUCCAAGAUAGGGAGAGGGACAAUGCAACACGAACCAAUGUGGACAAGAAAUCUUGGGAUGAUGCACGCUUGGACCUGGAGAAUCAACUGGCAGAUGCGCAGGAUUUAAACGACCGACUGAAGCAAGAGCUAGACAGGAUUAGAGACGACCACGCCGCAGACACACGUCAACUAAGGGAGGAGAUUGAGGGUUUGCGCCAAAACAGUGCCCGCGGUGGUCCCGGCGGCGGUGUUGGCGGAAAUUCAGAGCUACAAAGAGAAAACGAGGAUCUUCGCAGGCUGCUCAGGGAGCAAGAGCAGGUCACGGAGGAGGUGCAGCAGGAAGCUCAGAACCUCCUGCGAGAAAUGCGGACACUAUCUCAGCAGAGUGGUGCUGCGUGGGAAAAGCAGACGGAAAUGGAGCGGACAAUCGAGAAGCUCGAGGCCGAGGCGCAAGAAUGGCGCAGCCGCUACACCAAGGCCAAGACUCAGCUGCGGAAUCUCAAGACGACCUCGAUGGCUUUGACGGUUGACGAUGCAGCCAAAUACAUGCGCGACCGAGGCUUCACGACCGAAAAUGGACUCGUUAAGGAUUUCCAUGUCACAAAGUUUCAGGUUGCCAUCGAUGAUCUGCUGCAACGGGCGCGCAGCGACCAGCCGGAUAAGAUCAUGGAGACUAUGAAGACUGUCGUGGUCGGCGUUCGGCGGAUCAUUAAGGACAUGGAUGACGCUGGCAACGGCAGUGAUGAGCAGCGCAAGCUGAAAGGCCGUAUCGCUAGCACAGCAAAUAAUCUCAUCACCGCUGCAAAGAACUUUGCUGCCUCGGCAGGGAUCUCGCCAGUCAGCCUGAUCGAUGCGGCAGCAUCCCAUCUCGUGGCGGCCAUUGUGGAACUCCUCAAGACGGUCAAGAUUCGGCCCACGCCAGCAGGCGAGCUGGAAGAUGACGAUGACGACGAUAUGAUGACUCCUGGUAACAACAGCGUUGGAUUCUUCUCGCCGCGAUCACAGGCUCCUACGCCUCUGACCACAACCAAGCUCCCCGCAGAAGAGAAUUUACCUCCUCCGCCGCCCUUCCGUGGCUUUGGCAACAGGCUUAGCGCGGACUCUUCUGCCUACAGUCCAGUCAACUCGCCCAGGGAGUCGACCGCAACGGAUAGGUUUGGGGGUGGUGGCCUUGGUAUCAACGGUGGCAACGGCAACGGCAACGGCAACGUCAAUGGUAAUAUGAACGGCAGUUCUGGCAAGGCUCUACCGCCGCCACCAUCCAACGGAUAUGGUCCGAAUGGCUAUGGCGGCAUGGCCCCUCAGCGGGAUAACGCUGCUGAGGAUCUCAAGAUCUUUGUUGAGGACCAGACCGCCUACCUUGUGGCCGAUAUUCAAGAACUCGUCGCUGCCAUCCGAUCCGACGCCGCCAUCAUCACACUUCGGGACGAGAUCUCGCGCAUUGCCGAAUCGGUAGACAAGAUUGUAGAUGAAACCUCACGCAGCAGUGGUGGUCCGAACGCGUUUCCCAACCUCAAAAAUCUUCAAGCAUGCAGGGAACGGCUCCUCGAGGCGGGAGAACGCGGGCAGGAGCUGUCUGAUGGCGGUAUGGGCCCGCCUAGCAGGGAGUGGCGUAUGUGGACGCAGACCCUACCACCGAUCGCCUUUGAGAUCGCCAGAGAGUCCAAGGAGCUGGUGCAAUCUGUUGAUAGAUUGGUCUUGGGUGGUGCUGGUGGUGGUGAUGACUUUUCAUAA
Messenger RNA from Pyricularia pennisetigena, 2865 nucleotides. RefSeq lists its product as uncharacterized. Lineage: Eukaryota; Fungi; Ascomycota; Sordariomycetes; Magnaporthales; Pyriculariaceae. The coding region runs from base 1 to 2865 and encodes 954 amino acids. The record is from RefSeq and is a predicted model, not a curated record. Gene Ontology annotation, molecular function: MAP kinase scaffold activity. Gene Ontology annotation, cellular component: cell cortex of growing cell tip; actomyosin contractile ring. The transcript has 3 exons.